Messenger RNA from Schistosoma mattheei, 6435 nucleotides. Lineage: Eukaryota; Metazoa; Platyhelminthes; Trematoda; Strigeidida; Schistosomatidae. The record is from the annotation of a GenBank genome assembly.
AUACAACUGUUUUGCGGAAUUUUCGAAAGUGUUCGUCACAGCUGACGUCCUCUUCCUUUGUUGAUAAUUUACGAUACGGCUACAGGACCUGUAUGCUUAUAUUAAGAUAGCAAACUGAACAGGCCUAAUACGUGUCAACUUAGUUUUCACUAAAACGUUUUAACAAAGAAUUCCUUGCAAACGUCAUCGAAAAAUGACAGCUCAACCAGAAUCAUUUCAAUUCAGUCCUCAAUGGAUUAGGGAAUUAUCAGAUGAUGCAUUUAACUCUAGAAGACAACCAAGUCAUAGUCCAACCGAAGGUCGGGUUUCCAGCAAAUCUCCCAACCUGUUCUCAAACUUCGUCCAGAAACAUUCUAAUUUUUCUGUCCCAGGGGAUAAACGAAAAGAUAUAGUUGUAGGUAAAGUUUCGAAACCUGUGUGGCCAGGUGACACCAUUUGCGCACCUUCUGUAGCUGAAACGGACAGUCAAGGACAACCUUCCACAGAGGUGACAAAACAGUACUCACACAGCAUACAGUUUUCUGACUCUAUAUAUGGUCAAAAAUCCAAUGCCAACCAAGUCAUCAAUCCUGCUAGCCAUUGUGUUGAUACCAACAAACAAGCGAUGCAAUGGACUCAGAAGUCCUCUAUAACUUCUCCUUCCGAACCGUGUUGGCAACUCCACUCAGACUCAGGCAUUCAAACGUCCGUUAACAAAGUACCAGAUACAAUAGGCCUGAAUACAACAGGUCAUCCUUUACCUUCAUCGGGUGCCCGACCUCUCGAAGUGCAGCAUGUGGGAGGUUCUCUCUUAUCAGGAAAUUCGUCAGUUGUAAGCAACCCAACGUUGAAUAUAAAUUCUAUUUUACCUAAUGAUGGUAUCCCAGUUCCCCGAUCAGAUCCAUAUAGUCACAAUAAUACUGAUUCAUAUAAUAAUCAGAGCAAACGGGCUGUCAGUGCUUAUUAUGGAAUCAGUGAUCCAGACAAGGCCUUAGAUUCCAGUGUAAAUUCAAACGCUAUAUGGAUGCAGCAGCAUAUAUGGUCAAAGUCUGUUCCACAGCACUUACAUGGCUUUAACCCUAUUGAUUCCAGCUCCAACUCCGUAUCCAACUUCUGUGGAGUCGCCACUACAGAAACUAAUAGACAUUCUAGCUGCAGCGUUCCUGACGCCGAAAACAUACAUGGUUUCUUUUCACAAUUGUCUUCAUUUGAUCGACUUGUGCAAUCAAAUUCAAGUCAAGCGUAUCCGUUGUCGAAUAGCAGUGUUCAACAUCCUCCUAAUAUACUGAGCGCAGAGAAAGGUUUCGUUAGACGUAAUGGAUGUGACCAGUCGGAUGAGCAUAUGUGGCUGUAUGAAGAUCCACAGGGUCGGACACAAGGUACUUUCAGUGAUGCACAAAUGAAUGAAUGGCUUAUGGCUGGGAUUUACUUUACUCCAAAUCUUCGUAUACGACGUCAAUGUGAUGAUACAUUUUCUACUCUCGCCAGUUACACACAGUUGUUUGAACGUGUUCCAUUUGUCUCUGGUCCUCGAAUACCCCCUAUUCGUGGAGAGAUCAAUCAAGCUAUGUUAGCUCUGUCUUCAUCUGGUUUCUUGAGUAAACCACAUUUUAAGAACUCCGAUAACCCUCCAACAGAUUUGUUACCUUGUAAUUCAACCAAUCAUGAUCAAUCAGAGGGUAGUAGAGUAAAUGCAAGUAUGGUUGGAAAUUCCACAAUUGACACUAGUCGUUCAUUGUUGUCAGAACCACAGCACCAGUUGUACCACCAACAUUCAGAUUUUUCCACAUCAGCUUCUAACGCUACAACGUCUGUUGCCGGAAUAUCGGUACCUACUUGUCAAGUUACUGAAGAGGGUUUAAACACUACAAAUUCAAAAAGUCUUGCCUAUGGCCCUAUCAACACAUCAGUUCCUGUGAGUGUACCCAUGUCCUUGCUAAAUAAUUCAAUCAAUAAUCUGAGAAUUCGAGACAAUGCAGAAGCAGACUUUAAAUCUGUAUUAGACAAUCCUAAUAAUGUUCAACAACACAAACAGGCCAUUUCUUCAGCCUCGACAUUCAUGAACCUAACUUCUUUGAUUCCACUGAAUCCAUCCUUCCCAUCUUUUAACUUGCAGUUCCCCUCCAGACUUCAGGGCACUAAUGGAACUACUAUGGAUGAUCUUACUUCAACAGCCAGUUCAUUUCUAUCUCCAGGUUUUUGGUCUGUUUUAACCCAGUACUUAAACUUGCAUCCCCCGUCUGCAAAUCAGACUUCUACUCCUAUGCAGCAGCUCGCAGAAACAGCGCAAUUGGCGGCUCAGCUCGCAGCAUUGGUUGGUUCUCAUAGUCCGGAUCAAACUCCUAUGCAGCCAUCUCAGGCGUUAGCUUUAGCGCAAUUACUGAUUACUCGAGGAGUCGGGUUGGGUAGUUUCAGCGCAGAAGCGCCUUCUUCUAACGGUUCGCUCACUUCUAAGAAGGAUAAGCCUUCUGAUAACGAAUGCAUUGCCAGUUCAUCGAUCUUCCAUACUUCGGAAAUCAGUGCUGUAAGCGAGCGACAUCAAGAAUCUCAAAUACAAUGGCCUUCUCUUGGUUCUACGCUAAAUCAAAGUGCACCUCAUUGUAGUGAAGGGCGAUUCAAUCCAGCACCACUUAACAAGGUAUCUAGUGAGUUAUCUUAUGGGAAAAACUGUGAGAAAGACUUGUCAGAUAAUACUUCUGCUGUCAGUCAAAAUCUUCAUAGCUGUCGUCCAAAUUAUUUAGACAAGCCCCAAUCUACAUUUUCAAAGCCAUCGACUAGUCCUCGACGGACUAAUGUUAAGUCUAAAAUCCAACCAGAUUCAACAUUAUCUGAACCUGUCCAGUCAAUUUCUUUAGAUGGAUAUAACCGAACUCAGCAAAAUGGCCGAGGCCCCAAAAAUACUGAGGUUUGUUCUGGAGCCUCUGUGCGCAGUACAGAGCAGAAACAGAUUGCAAUUAGUUCGUCUCGAACAGGGUCAACAAAUCAAAGCAGAAUUAAGGUUAGUAAAAAGAAAUAAUUCAGCUGUUUUCUUUGGUAAAUUAUCUUUUGCACUACUUGUUCUGUUCAUACUGUGGCAUUCGUUUUUAUUAAUUAAUGUAAUUAUUUGUAUAUCAUAGAUUGGAGGGAAUUAUUAUUAGUUGACACUUCAUUCAAAAUUUAAAUUUCUAUAGUUUCGGGAUUAGUUUAGAAGUUGUACAAAUAAGUCUUUCUUUGGCAUAAAUGAAUAUAGAUAAAUAUACUUGGGUUCUUUGGCUUAUAGCUUAUGUUUGGACCCUCAAUUUCCUGUCAAAAGGGAUAUAUUAUACAUCGUACUAUUUUCCGAUGACUAUAAUAAGGUAAUACUUGUGUAGUCCAUUUCUAUUUUUGUUGUUAGUUAAGCUUUGGAUAGUUAGGGUUACUUCCCAUGUUUUGAACUCCUGUACCUGUUUCUGCAUGCAGUCUGCAAAGUAUCUGUUAGCAUUGAGAGUCUUUUAUAGUUUAAUAAUAUUUUUAUCUGCCAUUGGUGAAAAUUUCUUGAUGAUAGUACUAAGUAUUUCAUCGGUUUUUAAUACUAUAGAAAACUAAAUGUUUUUAUUUUACUAUGGUUGGUGAUAAUUCACUACGUAGUCAGUUUAGACCUCGAGUCUCAUUUCCGUUUAUCCUAAUUCCAUUAUGACAGUUAUCUUUUGUUUUCGUAUUCCAAAUGGUCCCAUGUUUCCAUACGAAAAAUAUUCCUUAUGUAACUAAAUAAUACUUGUAUUUGGGGGAAUGUUAUUUCUUUUGGUAAGACCAACCAAUCAGCUAGCUAGUGAGGAUUUGGAAUGUAGCAGUUUUGGAUUCUAAAUAAAUACACUCUAUGUCUACUAUACACCUUUGAGCUGCUCAUAAUAACAGUGAAAAUCUCAAAAAUCGAAAUGCCACUCACUGAUUCAUUUCGUUAUAUUAACCACUGUUUUCGUCAACUUCUAAUUAUGAAAACAUAUCCUCGAUUUAUUUAAUUCUCUUCAAAAUUUGUAUUUGGGGAUAUGUGAAGACUAUAGAAUUUUUACAGUUUAAAUCAAGAACUAAUCUUAAAUAAACUACCAUAGAAAACAUGAAGGCACAGGACGACUGUUUCGUCGUAGAAUGGGACUCUUUAACAGUGCACAUGCACAAACGGGCAUCCGAAAAUCGGAAAUUUGUUUGAAUUUAUCAGCUCUAUAACUGCGUAGCAAAUAAUUGUGUUGUUAUUAUUUGGAAAUUUGUCACAGGCCUGUAGUGCUGUUUGAUGAUAAUUACUUGGUUUAAUUUUUAAACAUCAUUUCUUUUUGGUAGAUUUCAAUGUAUGCUGUAACUUGGAAGAUUGGUUUUGAUGUUUUCAUGCAGGUGUGAGUUCUGUGAAAAUAUUUAAAUCUCGAAUAUAUCAACUUUUUGACGUGAUGUACUUGUUGAUCUCAGAAAUAGUAUAAUCUUCCCUACCCAUCGUUAUUUAUUGUUUUUUUUUGUCGUUUUAGUUUUUGUUUUGGAUCUUUGACUAUUAUGGUCCAUCAAUAUGCUUACUAUUUUAACGUUAAUCAUUUUGUAAAUGUUUUUGGGAAGCUAAAUCGAUCAACGUUUAUAUGCAUACAUUGUCUAUAAUUAUUUUAAAACAAACUAUGUUAACUGGUACUUGAUAAAGUAUCAGUUGUCUUUUCUAUUUUGAAAUCCCAUCGACCACUGGUUUCGAAAUCUCACAUUGCUUUCUGAAAUAGUUGAGCAAUAGAUGUACAUCCUUGUUUCCUCUUUCGGACAUCAACAUAAUGACGUAGAUCUCUCAUUCUUUUGAAAAGCCCCUUUUUACGAUUAUUUUUUUUUCGAAUAAACAUACUGUUAUACUGUAUUUGCCUUUCAAGCAUUAUGAACUUAUCCACUCGCAAUAUAAAUGCGAAACAUAUUUGCAGACAAAACUUUAAACAAGCAUUCUGCUCUAAUUUUUUCCAUACUGUCUUUAAAUAUUCAUGCUUUUAGGGGUCUAAAUCAAAUAACGUCCGGUCACCUACAAAGGCAGUCGUUCAGAAUAAUUCCUUGUCAUCCCAGGUAUCAUCUAGCGUGAAUAUACGUCCUACGGAAGCAGCUUGCACCUCAGUUGCAUCAAAUUCGGAAACAGAUCCUGACCAGACAGUUGAGGAUGAACUCAAAAAGCUUACUCAGUGGUGUCAAUCGAGGCUUGGUUCAAUGCCGAUGCGUGAAAAGGUGGAUAUUCCUACUGUUGUUGAGUUACUGGCUACACUAGAUGCCCCAUAUGAAGUUGAACGAAUGGUCCAGACCUUUUUGGGAGAAACUGCUCGUACAGCUCAAUUUGUGAAAGAUUUUCUUGAUCGUCGUCGGCCAUUUUGGCAGUUGCAUAGGAAACGACGGGAACAAGAGAAUACAAUCCAAGAAUCAACAGGUCAAAAUUCUAAUCAACCCACAAGUACAGUUCGAUCAACUGAGAAAAAGAAGCGUGCUAACCCGAAUGAUACCGCCACUAAUAAUACACAGCGCCAGAAUUCAAACAUUUGCAAUGGACUGAGUUGGAAUAAAUCAGAUUCUACUCACUUAUCUAACAUUGAACAAAUUCAGGACAACCAGUGGCAUCACAUCAAACCUAAAGGAAGUCAUAAUCGUAAAAGCAAAAAGACAAAUCUGCGUGAAAAUGUGUACACCCUUUUCCACUUUUCUUUCAACACAACUGAGCAACUAGCAUCCCCAUGUUCUUUUGAUUCUAUCGCUUAUCUCAAUCGCCUAUUACUUUUUUUAUUGGGUGCUGUUAUAAGGAAUGUAAAUUGUCUACUUUUUUCCCCUUGGAACUUUUAUUCACUCUCUAAUGUUAUACUUUCUAGUGACAUUUGUCUUUUUAAAUUGCUUAUGAUAAUCGUGACAUAAUGGCGUUUUAUGUGCCGUCGUAAUAUUUGAGUUUUAGCUGGCUGUAAUUUCUCUUUGAUAUAUUUUCAAAGCUGGUGUUUGUGUGUGGUUUUCUUGAAUAUUAUUUUAUUUGACAGAUAAAUAUGUGUAUAUAUCACAAUAAUGGUUGCAAUGCAUACUUAUUUUCAAAAUUCUGUUUUACCUCCAAUCUAAGUAUUAUAUUAUAUAUAAAAUACGGCAUCAUAAUUUAUGAGCUAAGCUUAUUUGUGUUAACCUGUCUACUCGUACACUCUUUCAAGUUUAAAAUAUUGAAUCAACUAUCGUCAUUUUACAAGCAUCUGAAUUCUGAAAAUACUCUCAAAUGAAACUACCAUAAAAUAAAACAGUCUUUAAUUUGUGAGUGGUGAGAUGUGAUUGUGUAAGUAAACUUCAAACAACAAAAAAGUGACCAUCUACCAUACGUUUAAAUCCAUGGAUUUGUACCAUUCACGAAACUUAGAGAAUUCUUCACCUGGUAUUUUAUCUGAAGAUAAAUCAUAUUUAUUUCUUUACGUAUCUGACAACCGUUUACUUCAAAUGAGAACUGGAAAUAAUAAAGCUGCUCAUUUACACCUU